ACACUCAUUUAAAAAAUAUCCUUCAAAAUGGGGACCUUUUCCUCUUCUUACCUUUUCUUUUUUCCCUACUCCUUGUUAUUACUUCUACUGCUGCAACGACACGAUGACCACUGUAGCUCCUGCCGGCCAAGUCAAUAACAUUGAUAAAAUUCCAACAGAACAAAAGAGUGCAUUUUAUUCUUUUCUUAAAUCAUUAUCUUCUUUUACUGGUGAUUUGUCUUCAGUAACAUGCCCUGCUUUUUUACUUGCACCUGAAUCCUUGAUUGAAUACUCGUAAAGGAGUAUUGGACAGCACAACCGGAACUCUUUGCAGCCAUUCCUAAACCAGAUAAAGAAGUGGAUCGAUUAUUGGCCUUUAUGAAAUGGUUUGUUUCUUAUUUAAAUGCAUCGUAUAAGAAGCGAGUGCCCAAGGGUCAAUGGGAAAAGAAGCCCUUCAAUCCAGUCCUGGGAGAACAAUGGCAUAUGCAGUGGGCGGAUGUACACGGGUGCGGCGAAACGGAUGUCUUGUGCGAGCAGGUCUCCCAUCAUCCUCCUAUCACUGCAUUUCAUAUAAAAAACGAGAAAGCCGGUGUGGUGUUGAAAGGUCACUCGGGUCAAAAGACUCGCAUCUCCAACGCUACGUUGGUCUGUGAUCAGCCUGGUCGUGAACUGCUGACCUUGCCUUCCAGAAACAACGAAUCCUAUCUUUUUACAAGCCCUUCCUUGACCGUACGAGGUCUUUGGUAUGCAGCUCCUUACGUCGAAUUGAUCGGUACGACGUAUAUUCAAGCAUCGACCGGUUAUUACGCUACUGUAGAAUACUCUUCUCGAGGCUGGAUCUCGGGUGAAAAGAACCACUUUAAAUGCCUCAUUCGCAAGAACUCAGCUGGCCCCAAAGACUACCUUUACAAAAUCGAGGGCCAAUGGAGCGGCAAAUCUUUCAUCACCGAUUACAAAACACGCGUCUCUCAACCGUUCAUCGACACGGCUGAUUUCAAGCCAGCGAUAGCCAAGGUGAAGCCUAUCGAAGAAAUGGGUGAAAUGGAAACGCGUCGCAUAUGGCAAAAGGUGUCUGAAGCGAUCCGCAAGAACGACAUGACGACAGCCAGUCGAGAAAAGAGCAUCAUUGAAAAUAAGAAACGAGCCGAGAAAAAGGAACGUGAGGAAGAGGGCGUGGCUUGGAAGCCUUUGUAUUUCAAAUGGGAAGAAGAUGAGCCUACCGUCACCAAGUUACAGCAACAGUUGGCUCCUGUCCUGAAGCAUACGAGUAAAUAUGAUAUGGCCUCUUAUAGUCAAAAGGGUCUUUGGGUCUUUCAUGAACCACCCAAGAAAAAAGAGACAACCACCGAGGGUAGUGUUGCUGCUGCUGCUGCUGCUGCUGCUACCACUACUACUACUACUACAGACAACACAAAGAAGAAACAAGACGAAGAUGACACACAAAGCUCAUAGACCCCCGCCUACUUUACCUUUUUUGAUUUACUCACGAAUACCUUUGCAUGUCCCUUAUCGCCCUUAUUGUGCGUAUUAUCAUUUUGUUUCUUUCUAAUGCCACUUGUACACUUAUGUCUAUCUUGUAACAACCAUAUACCAACCGUCUUAUGCUGCUUAGCAAUUACCCAUAAAAAAUAGGGAAAUCUUUUCCAUGCAUGAAAUCUCUAUUGUUCUAUAUUAAAAAUUGACAGGUUUUGUUUCAUGUUAUCUUUAAUUAAAAAUAAUAAUAAAGUAUAGCCGCCUUGGCGGGCUUGUUCAUUGUCCGAGGAAAGAAAAAAGGAUUUAAAGAACUGAGCUUAAAGCA
This is a messenger RNA of Mycotypha africana, 1777 nucleotides long. RefSeq lists its product as uncharacterized. The coding region runs from base 358 to 1431 and encodes 357 amino acids. Gene Ontology annotation, biological process: exocytosis; maintenance of cell polarity; endocytosis. The record is from RefSeq and is a predicted model, not a curated record. Gene Ontology annotation, molecular function: oxysterol binding. Lineage: Eukaryota; Fungi; Mucoromycota; Mucoromycetes; Mucorales; Mycotyphaceae. Gene Ontology annotation, cellular component: intracellular membrane-bounded organelle; membrane; cytosol. The transcript has 3 exons.